Boleophthalmus pectinirostris (great blue-spotted mudskipper) is the source of this 3124-nucleotide messenger RNA. It is a transcript of the gene baiap2a, whose product is annotated as BAR/IMD domain containing adaptor protein 2a. The transcript has 15 exons. NCBI's taxonomy places the organism in Eukaryota, Metazoa, Chordata, Actinopteri, Gobiiformes, Gobiidae. The record is from RefSeq and is a predicted model, not a curated record. Gene Ontology annotation, molecular function: cytoskeletal adaptor activity; protein binding. The coding region runs from base 154 to 1779 and encodes 541 amino acids. Gene Ontology annotation, cellular component: cytosol; nucleoplasm. Gene Ontology annotation, biological process: actin crosslink formation; positive regulation of actin filament polymerization; actin filament bundle assembly.
CGCGAAAGGUGUGCUUCAGUUGGAGAGGGCUAUAGAGAGCGCAGCAUCGGUUGGCUGCUGGUCGUACCGCAGCGCAUUCUUCGAAUAAACUCCUGCAUUUGACACUUUGAACCCCGAUUUCGCACGGAUACACGUUACAAGGAAAUAUCGUUUAUGGUCCUGGCUGAAGACUUCACGAUGUCUCGCACCGACGAGGUCCACCGCAUGACGGAAAAUGUCUACAAGACCAUCAUGGAGCAGUUCAACCCAUGUUUGCGGAACUUCGUCGCCAUGGGGAAGAACUAUGAGAAGGCCCUUGCCAGUGUGACAUUUGCUGCCAAAGGCUAUUUCGACGCUCUGGUCCGAAUGGGCGAGCUGGCCAGUGAGAGCCAAGGAUCCAAAGAUUUAGGGGAUGUGCUGUUCCAGAUGGCUGAGGUUCACAGACAGAUCCAAGUGCAACUGGAGGAGAUGUUAAAAUGCUUCCACAACGAGCUGCUGUCUGAGUUGGAGAAGAAGGUGGAGCUAGAUGCCCGAUAUCUCACUGCUGCCCUGAAGAAAUAUCAAGUGGAGCACAAAAACAAAGGGGACAGUUUGGAGAAGUGCCAGGGGGAGCUGAAAAAACUGCGCCGAAAGAGCCAAGGCAGCAAGAACCCCUCCAAGUACGGGGAGAAGGAGAUGCAGUUUGUGGAGACCAUCAGCAGUAAGCAAACUGAGUUGGACACCUUUAUCGCCGAGGGUUACAAGACAGCUUUGUCUGAGGAGCGUCGCCGGUACUGCUUCUUAGUGGAUCGUCAGUGUGCUGUGGCCAAGAAUAGCAGUGCUUACCAUGGCAAGGGUAAAGACCUACUGACGCAGAAGAUCCCUGUGUGGCAACAGGCUUGUUCAGAUCCAAACAAGCUGCCAGAUCGAGCCAUGCUGCUGGCCCAGCAGAUGAGCUCCUCUGCCCUGGGGGGAACCAGCCCAUUGCAUACCUCCAAAUCCAACCUGGUCAUCUCAGACCCCAUCCCAGGAGCCCAGCCUCUCCCUGUGCCUCCAGAACUCGCUGUCUUCAUGGGCAGUGGCUUGGGACAUCCUGCAAGGCUGAUGGGUCCUGAUGGCAUGUCUAUGGUGAAUGGGACGACAGGUGUCCAUGGAGAGGAGUUCUGGCCAGAAGGGGGCAGUAUGAGCGUGUCUCAGGUGCGACCCGCAUCCCCCCAGACCCAGGCCCCAGGACCAUCCCAGGCCCAACCGCAGAGACAGGUCAGCGAUGUCUACUCCAACACACUGCCCGUGCGCCGACCUCAGCCUGCCAAGAACAAGAACCCAGUGGGUGAGACAAGAACCCUGCCCAGAUCCAGUUCCAUGGCCGCUGGUCUGGAGAAAAAUGGGCGUUCCCGUGUCCAGGCCAUCUUCUCCCAUGCCGCAGGAGACAACAGCACCCUGCUCAGCUUUGCAGAGGGUGACAUCAUCACCCUGCUUGUGCCCGAAGCACGUGAUGGCUGGCACUAUGGCGAAAAUGAGAAGAACAAGAUGCGAGGUUGGUUCCCAUUCUCCUACACUCGAGUGCUGCCCGACAGUGAAGGCGAUAAGCUCAGAGUGAAUCUGAACCAUGGGAAAAGCAGCAGCACGGGGAACUUGCUGGAGAAUGAUGGGUCACUUCCGACGCCCGACUAUGGCCUGACCGCACGGCUGUUGGCACAAAGUUUGGCACAAACCCGCCCUCGACCCUACAGCAUGGCAGCAUUCGGCACACAGCCUGCUAUUGAGGAUUAUGACGGCCGCUUUGCCACAAGUUUGGGUCCCGAAUUGUCCCGGUUCUAAAGGAACCUCUGAGGACCUGCUGACCGUGCUCUGGAGGUGUACCUCCGGUCUACCUUCAAUGACGACCGAUCUGCACCCAUCUUCUACUAAUCUGCCCGCUAUUCUGUAAUGUUCACUGGUGGGCAUUUCUCUAGAAAAGAGCAGGAGAAAGUGAGGUGUGUUUCAAAGAAUACUUUCUUUACAGUGGACUGCCACUCAAAACCAAUCCUACAGUUAAUACAAGUAUACAUUGAGCAGGCAGAACAUUAUGACCACAUAUUAAGAGAAUCCCAGUAGUGGAUUUAUUUUAGGUUAUUUUUGCCAGUAAUAAGUAGGCAUGUGGAUUUAACGUUCACCAAGAUUUCGCCACUUGGUUUCGCCAAGUGUCACUAAGUGUCAAAAUGUGAUGGAACUAUACAGUGGAUGGAGCAAGCCUUGUGGUCUCUAAAAGAACAGUGCUGAAGCCAGUGUGUGUGGGAUUGGAUAGUCAAGUUAAUGUUACUUAAAUUGUAAAAAUAAAAAUAAAAAAAAUAAUUAUAAUAAUAAAUUGUAUCAAAAUUCAGUGCAAUGUUGUUUAUUGGGGCAGGUGGUCAUAAUGUUAUGUCAGUGUACUUUUUUAAAAACCUUUUAUUAUGGAUUCAAGAGGCUACUAGAUUUUAUAGUAGUGAUGCUAGAGCGUUACAAUAAACUGCACUUCUACUGGAAAUACUUUACAAUUACUAGACACUGUAUAAAUGGCGUUUGGGAAGUCUUUCUGUUACUAAGCAAUCAAAGUGUACAAUUGUGUUAAGUGAUAGCACUCAAAGCAUUUACUAUAUUGUGAUACAGUAUACCCAGUGUGGGAACUGUGCCUUUGACUUAUGCAGCUUCAAACCACUUAUUUUCUGACCUGGUUUAAAGUCAUCUUUUUUUAUUUUUAUUAUUUAAGUAUUAGACCUUCUGUAAAUUAUAUUUUGUUUUUAUCUUUUGCAUAAGACAAUUACAGCACAAAACAAAUUAUAGAGCAGAAUUUCCUCAUUUAAAAUUAUCAGUGCUUGCAGUAAGUAUUAAAUCUAUGAACUGGGUUUUUAUAUAUUUUAGUUUUGUGGGAGUGGUAGCUUACUGAUAAGAUUCAGUAUUAUCAUGUGAUUUGGUCUUUUGCUCAGUAUUAAAUAUUUGGGAGAGUCACCACAUAUAUCUUCUGCACAUGCUGAGCAAUAUGAUCCUGCUAUGGACAGUAGCACAAGUACAAAGUUAAAACCGCUUUUUCUAAAAUGUUUUGCUUUUUCUAUAGCUUUCAUAUUUGUUUUUAAUUGUUUGUUUCAUAUCUGUACUGUACAGUCUAAAUGUAUCUGUCCACAAUAAAUGUCUAUGGCCACAAAUGUUA